This is a messenger RNA of Marmota monax (woodchuck), 7279 nucleotides long. RefSeq names its product ciliogenesis associated TTC17 interacting protein (gene Catip). The coding region runs from base 602 to 1690 and encodes 362 amino acids. The record is from RefSeq and is a predicted model, not a curated record. NCBI's taxonomy places the organism in Eukaryota, Metazoa, Chordata, Mammalia, Rodentia, Sciuridae. The transcript has 7 exons. Gene Ontology annotation, biological process: actin filament polymerization; cilium organization.
GACAGCAUGUCUUCCAAAGUUCACUCCUCAGUCGCCAAAGGCAAGGACCACCGGCCCUCAGGCCAGGAGCGUCAGCCCCUCCCAGAGGCCAACGCUGAAGCCAUCGACUUCCUCAACUCCCUCCGUGAGCCCAGACAGGGGCGAGGGGACCGAGUCUGGGAGGAGGCAAGGGGACAGGCCCGGACGGUCCCCACCUCUGUCAGCUCCGUUCUCCUAGAACUAAAAUGGGCGCAAGGCCUGUUGGCUGACGUUGGAGGGAUGCGAGGGGGAGAGGGGUCUUCAGCCCCGGCUCCUGCGGACGGCAGUGGGGAGGCGGCAGGGGGGAGGCGGGACAAGCUGUGAGGACUCCAGGGCUGAUCAGUCCCCACCCGCCGCCCCACCCAAGAGCCCGAGGAGCUGCAGAUGCUCUUCUUCUCUGAGACUCUGGCCAUGGUCUCCGACACCGGAGAGCCUCGGGGAGAACUGACCAUCGAGGUGCAGAGAGGGAAAUACAGGGACGAAAUGAGCAUCAUGUCCCAGUGCAUCCUCGUGCACGCCUUUAGCCACGGCCUCCUGGAUAAAACCGUCUGUGGAAACUCGCUCCUGGUUCCUCAUCCUCCCCAUGGAACACAAGAUGAGUCUGCUGAAGCAGAAUGACCAGCUGGCCAUGACCAGAAGCAUCAAGGAGGGUGAGGAAGUGAAGACUGGUGUGGCCUUCUUCCCCUUGCACUCAAUUACUGGCUUCAUCUCCGAAGCUGCCAACCUGGUGCUGUUGAGGUUGAUGGCUCGAAGGCAGAAGGUCCCUCAAAAUGCCCGCUUCCUGGCCUUGGACACUGAGGGCAAACUCUGCUACUCCACCUAUCAAGCCCUGGGCUUCCAGAACAUCCAGGUGGGCCACCAGCAGUCCGAGGUGUUCAUUGUGGAGCACACCGUGCACUCCAACGAGGGUAUCCCCAUGUCCUGGCAGUUCUACAUGCUCUGUGAUGGGCACCUGGCUAAGAGGAUCCAGGUGGGCUCCCCUGGGUACUGCAUCAUCACCAAGAUGCCCAUCUUGAGGAAGGAGGAUGUCAUAGAGCCAAAACCUGUGUUUGAGAAGAAACCCCUGGAGUGGGAGGAGGACCUGGAGCUCUACUCUAAGUUCCUGGAGAGGAAGGUAAGGAGCCGCAGCGGCCAGUCGGGGGUCCCCCCACCCCGGGCCAUGAACCCCCCAUUACCGAUCUCCCUGUCCCUCCCUCCUUUCCCCCUGCCCCCUCUCGGCUCUGAACCGCACACCCUGGGGGCCCUGCUGGGAGCGGGUGGGGGCUCCUGGCGCGGGUCCCCGGCUCCGACCCGGGCCUCCCCGCCAGGAGGAGCUGCGACUGAGCCACGCCAGCUACCUGCGGCAGCACCCCGAGGCGCAGGCGCUCGUCUCCGACUUCCUGCUCUUCCUGCUGCUGCGCCAGCCCCAGGACGUGGUCACCUUCGCCGCCGAGUACUUCGGCCCUUUUGCGGCAAACCGCCCGCCCUCACCGCCCUUGCGCUCCUCCCACAGGCCCAGCCCUUUCCGCUCGCCGGACCCGGGGGACGCCGCGGGCUCGGGGGCGGGCUGGGCGCACUAGGCUGGCGGGGACCCAGCGGGAAGCGGGGGCGUCGCGGCGGGGCCCCUCGGGGACGCGGGCUGGUCCCGCCCCGGGCGGGCGCGCCGGCCCAGCUGCGGCUUUUGUGGGAAUAAACGGGGCGCUCCCGGCGCCGCUGGGCCAGCAGGGACUCCCCCUGGCCCGCGCCUGGUGCCUUUGACCCCACGAGUGGAGCGAGUUUCAGUCUUUCCUCCUAGAUGCCGGGCGCAUUGUUAUCCCCAUUUCGCAGAUAAGAAAAUAGAAGCCUAGCGACUCUUAGAGUUGGCGCGGGAAGCAGGGUGAACCUGGACACUGCUCUUGAAAGCCCGCGCUCUGAGUCUCCAGGUAGCAGACUUGGAGGGGCGGGGUCCUUGGCGCUCAGAAUCCUUCUGGAUCCCACUAAGCACAGUCGCCCGCCCCAGGAGGGUCUUGAAACACACCUGGCCUCGCUCUACGCCUUUGUGCUCUAUCGUCUCCGUGUCCCCACCCACACACAGGAACCCUCAAACGGCGGGGGAUCCACAGGCACUGGCUCUCACUAAGUUGCUGAGGUUGGCUUUGAACUUGCAAUCCUCCUGCCUCAGCCUCCCGAGCUACUGGGAUUACAGGCAGGCACCACUGUGCCAGGCUCGAGGUAGGGGACAUGUAAGGUUUUCCAGACAGAGAAAAUGGCAUGAGCAGAGGGUACCAGCAGGAGAGUGGAACACAUCCCACACCACCUUCUGGUAGAAAUGGUCUGUGCCUGUGAUGUCCAGCAAGGAAGCCACUAGCCAGUAUGGGCGUUCUGUACUGGAAAUGUGGCCAGUGUGACCAAAGAAUUGGAGUUUUACUUUUGAUUUAAAUUAACUUUCAAGAUAGAGUGGCUUCCAUAUCGGAAGCAUAGCUCUAGAGAAGAAAUUCUUACCCCAGCUGGAAGUCAGCCCAACAAAUACUGCCUCCCUUCACAGACUAGGAUUAUUCUGGGAACUGGGAGGUCAGCAGUGAUAAGACACAGUCCCUGUCAUCAUGGAGCUUACAGGUAAUGUGGGGAGAUGGACCCCCCUCCAAAAAAAAAGCAUUAUUUCUUAUGACGUUUCAGACAUUUAAAAGCUGAGUCAUGGGUAGAAAGUGACUCAGGGGGUUGGAGGAUUGAGGGUGGGGACUUCAGGGAAGAUCUCUCUAGUGUCUGAGUUGACCUAGGACCUAAAUGAUAAGGAGUCAGACUGAGGAAAAGCAUUCUAGGCAGAGGGAACAGCAAGCACAAAGGCUCUGAGUACAGCAUGUUGGGGAACAGAGCACGGAGGCCUGAGGACAAUGGGAGCCAUGAGUCAUGGCGGGUUGGACAGGGCUGGCUCACCGCCAGGCUCCUAGGCCGCAGCAAGUACAAGUGGAGAACCAAGGCGGGCCUGAACACUCCCAGCUAUAUCCCCAGGCCCCCUGCAGUCGCAGACACCCUGCAGGUGGAGGAAAGGUGAAGAGGCAACUUCCAGCCUCUCUGUCGAGCUCGCCUGCCUGCAUUAGGGAACUUAGGAAGGAGAAGUCUGACCACUCCCUGCCUCCUCUGGGACAUCCAUUGCAAAAGUGGUUUAUUUUUAGAUCUUAUAGUUUGUCCCAGAACUUCUAUGACCCCUUCUUUUGCUCCAUAAUACCAAGAAAUUUAUAAAUAUCUCUCUCUCUCUCUCUCUCUCUCUCUCUCUCUUUCUCUCAGUACUGGGGAUUGAAGCCAGGGAUGCUCUACCAGUGAGACACCCCCCAGCCCUUUUACUUUUUUUAUUUUGAGAUAGGAUCUCACUAAAUUGCCCAGGAUGGCCUUGAACUUGCAAUCCUUUUGCUUCAACCUCUGACCAUUUCCUGGGGGGGAAAAAAAAAACCACCUGUUGAGCCCAUCUGGCCCAGCACCUGGGCAUUCAGUGGUGGGCAAACAGGCCAGGACCCUGCAGGGCACAAGGAGCUCAGAAAGGGAGACACCCUCGUCAUCCCGUGGACGAAUGUGUAAGGGUAGAUCACAGAAGGGGUAAGAAGGAAGCUGGGCGUGGGCUAAGGCAGGAGGAUCACAAGUUCAAGGCCAGCCUGGGCAACUUAGUGAGAGCAGGCCCUAAAUAAAAUUAAAAGGGCUGGGGAUGUAUCUCAGUUGUACAGCACCCUGGGUUCAAUCAGUGCCACAAAAUAAUAACAAUAAUAAUAAAUAAAUAAUAAUUAUUAUUAUUAGUUAAUAAAUAAUAGCAAAUAAUAAUUAUAAUGUUAUUAUUAAAAUACUUUGUUAUUAUCAUAAAGGGCUAAGAAGGGAACAUAUACAUACAACAUGGAAGUGUGCAAUUCAAACUUGACCUCGUCUGAGAGUCCAGGGAUCAAAGAGAAAUAAAUAGUAAUCAUAAGGUGUUGGGGUGUAACUUAGUGGUAGGGGACUUAUCAAGCAUGCAUGAGGCCCUGGGCUCAAUUCCACCACUGUAAGAAAAUAAAUAGUCCUGGUAAUAAGCAUGAGUCAACAAUUCCUGUGAUCACAGCAUCCCUAGGAGGUGGGUUAGUCCACCUUCUGUUGCUCUAACAAAAUGCCUGAGACUGAGUUAUUAAUAAGGAACAGAGGUAGUUGGCUGGUGGUUUGGAGGCUGGAAGAGCACCUGCAUCUGCUUGGCGUCUGGUGAGGCCUUCUGGCCGCAUCCUGACAUCGCAGAGACCGCAGGCAGCCGCCCAAUCUCUCUCUUCCUCUUUUUUGUGUUUGUCUUUGGGUGCGGGGGAGGGUGUGGUGCUGGGGACUAAACCCAAAUUAAACCCAAAAGACGCUCUACCACUGAGCGACACCCCCAUACACCCUCAGCCCUUUUUAUUUUGAGGCAAAGUCCCACUAAGUUGUGGAGGCUGGCCUCCAAUUUGCAAUCCUCCUGCCUCAGCUUCCUGAGUAGCUAAGACUAUCCUUUUUUUUUUAUAGAAACCACUGCCCCUAUCAUGAGCGCCCCACCCUCAGGACCUCAUGCUGUCCUAAAGGCCCUGCCUCCAAAUGUGUUAACACUUGAACUUGGGCGCAUUAAGUUCCUAACACAUAAAAUUUGGGAGGUACAUUCACAUCAUAGCAGGGCAGGUUCUAUUAUAUCUAUUUUACAAAUGAGGAAAAGGUCAAGGUCUGAGGCUACACAGAGCAGGGAGUUCAACCCAGAGUGUCCGGCUCCAGGGUUCAUGAACUGAGCCAUUCUGAUAGAAAGACCCAAGUGGCUGCCUCACAGCAGAAAAGGGGCACCUCCUGCUUUAAUAAUCUAGAGCAGGCUUCACUGGACACUGCCUUUCCCCUUCCCCAGGUGCCUGGAAACUGCCUUCCUCUCUAGAGCAUUGCCACCAAGAGCAGGGCAUUGUGCCGAGAGAGCACACAACCUUGCCUGGGAGAGACCAUGGAGGGCUUCCUGGAGGAGGCCACACCAGGCAAAGGUUGUGGAGGAUGUUUCAAGAGAAAGCAGCUUAAGAUAAGGCUAGGAGGUUGGAGGGUUGGGAGCACUGAACCUAUGGGCUACUACAGGGCUCAGGAUAAGCUGAUGAAGAGGGAGGGAGCCUAACCAGCAUGUGGCCUGCUGUCCCAGACACUGACUCUGGACGUGAGUGAGGCAAAGGCCUGGAUGUCCACCUGUUUCUGCAAGUUUCCCUUCCCACAAGAAGCCUUGAAGAGAGCAGGUGAACUAAGAGCAGUGCUACAGGUAGAGCCUGACUCAGUCUGUUCAGUGCUGCUAUAACAGAUUGCCAGAGGUUGGGUGAUUUACCAAGAGAAAAAUGUAUUUCUCACAGUUCUGGAACCUGGGAAGUCUAAUGUCAGGGUGCUGGCAUCUGUGGAAGGCCUUCUUGCUACAUCACCCCAUGGUAGAAGUCAAGAGGGAGAGGGGGAGAGAAAGAAUGCAAAAAAAGAUGAAGUUGGGGUCUCAAACCCUUUUAUAAUUGAUACUAAUUCAUUCACAAGCCCCACGAGCUAAACACCUCCCAACACUGUUGCCAUGGAGAUUAAGUUUCCAGUGCAGGUUUUUUGGGGACCAUAUUCAAACCAUAGCAGAGCCCUAAAGAAGAGUCUCUGGUAUUUAACUAGACAACAUUAAAACCAGGCUGGUAGUGCUUGGGAAGGUACAGACCUCGUCUUUGGACUCUCUGUCCGUUCUUCCCUUUAUUAAUCCUCUGGUUAAAUCUGCAGUUCCCCUGAAACCAGCACGAAAAACCUGUUCCUGCUCAGUUUGAUGGUUUCUCCAUUUUGUUUUAUGACGCAUUGCAUCAAGAUUGUUCUCUACUGGGGCUGGGGCUGGGGCUCAGUGGUAGAGCGCUCGCCUAGCAUGCAUGAGGCACUGGUUUGAUCCUCAGCAACACAUAAAAGUAAAAUAAAGUUGUGUCUACCGAAAACUAAAACAUAAAUAUUAAAAAAUUCUCUCUCUCUUAAAAAAAUAAAUAAAUAAAGCUAUUGUGUCCAUCUACAACUAAAAAAGAAAUUCUUUAACAGGAAUUGUUCCCUACUAUUUUAAUCAUCAUAAAUACCUCAUGUUUGAGAUCUUGGCAAGGCUUUGGUGGCUGAAUGAGUCCAUUCUGGCUGCUAUAAGAAAAUACCUUAGGCUGGGCGUGGUGGUGCGUGCUAUAAUCCCAGUGGCUUGGGAGGCUGAGGCAGGAGGAUCUCAAGUUCAAAGCCAGCCUCAGUAAUUUAGCAAGGCCCUAAGCCACUCAGGGAGACCCUGUCUCUAAAUAUUAAAAAUCUGGGGCUGAGGCUCAGUGGGUAAGCACCCCUAGGCUCAACCCUGGUAUCAAAAAAAAAAAAAAAACUGCGUAAUUAUAAACAACAAAUUUAUUGCUGACAGUUCUGAAGGCCAAGAAGCACAGACUGAGGCGAUAGCAGGUGUAAUGUUUGGGGAACGUCUUCUGUGGGGCUGAAGGGCAAACAAGUCCCCUCAAUCUCUCAUACAAGGGCACAAAUCCCUUGUAAAUGGAGCCUCAUGACCUGAUCCCUCCCAGAGGCUUCGUCUCCUAUUGAUUGGUUUUGUUGGAUUUUGUUUUGUGGACCUGGGGAGUGGACCCAGGAGCACUCUACCACGGAGCUACUCCCCAGCCCUUUUCAUUUUUUUAUUUAGAGACAAAGUCUUAAGAGUCUGAGGUCAACCUUGAACUUGCAGUCCUCCUGCCUCAGCCUCCUGAGUUGCUGGGAUUAUAGGUUUCACCACUGCACUCAGCAGGAGCUAGGUUUUAAAAUAUAAAUUUUGUGGGGACACAAACAUUUAGACAAUAACAGUGGGGAAACCUGAGAAUCAACUAUUAGGAGCACCAAUGUGUGUAACAUUUGGCAUUCCAAAGAACUGACACUGACUGACAACAUUUUGGAACUCAGGACUGGGGGUGUAGCUCAGUGGUAGAGCACUUGCCUAGCAUGCAGGCAGCCUCAGAUUCCACCCCCAAACACAGCCCCUCCAGAAUUAUUUUUUUAAUUUAUUUUUUAGUUUUAGGUGGACACGAUAUCUUUUUUUUUUUUUAAUGUGGUGCUGAGGAUCGAACUCAGUGCUCCGCGCAUGCCAGGCGAGCACACCACCACUUGAGCCACGUUUCCAGCCCCGCCAAAAACUAUUUUUUAAGGCUGAAUAAUAUUCCAUUUUGUGUAUAUACCACAUUGUAUGUUUAUCUUGUCAUCUGUUAAUGGACACUUAGGCAGUUUCCACCUUUUGGCUGCUGUGAACAAUGUUGUCAAGAGUAUUGAUGAAAGAAUGUCCCCCCCCACAUUUUUU